CGGAGGCUGUGUGGCGGGGUAGGCCCGAGCGGCGCCCAGGACUCGGGGAAGCGCGGGGGUCUGUUUGCGAGCCUGUCCCUGCCCCGCCCCGCCGGCCGCCCCACGCCACCUCCGGUUCGCUCCGGGAGCGGCAGGCCCGCGGCAAACCUGCCCUGUAUCCGCCCCCAGAUGCCCCUACCCCUGGGGAGAGACGGGGUGACGGGGCCGCCCGAACGCCCGCAAAGGCUGCUGACCUGCGCCGGCCGCUGACUGCCCCGAGACUGGGCGCGCCCCGGGUCCGCACGCGGGAGGCGGGCAGGCGGGCAGGGCCGCGCUCACUGCAAGCCCCUGGCCGGCGACCUCCGGGGCUGGUGUGCUGUGGCGUUGUCUUUAGAGGAGGAACCAGAACGGAUUUAGGUUGGGAAAGAUCAGAGUCGCUGCUGUGAGCAGAACGACUUGGAAUGGCUGUCUGGGAGCAGUUACGGAGAAUUCUCACAGUGUGGACGUGGAGCAGGACAAGGAGUGCCUAGGGCAAGAUGUACACGCUGCUGUCGGGCUUGUACAAGUACAUGUUCCAGAAGGACGAGUACUGCAUCCUGAUCCUGGGCCUGGACAAUGCAGGGAAGACGACAUUUCUGGAACAGUCGAAAACCCGCUUUAACAAGAACUACAAAGGGAUGAGCCUAUCCAAAAUCACCACCACCGUGGGUCUAAACAUUGGCACAGUGGAUGUGGGAAAGGCUCGCCUCAUGUUUUGGGAUUUAGGGGGGCAGGAAGAGCUGCAGUCUUUGUGGGAUAAGUACUAUGCAGAGUGCCACGGUGUCAUCUACGUCAUUGACUCCACUGAUGAGGAGAGGUUAGCAGAAUCCAAGCAAGCAUUUGAGAAGGUGGUGACAAGUGAGGCCCUGUGCGGCGUCCCUGUUCUGGUGCUGGCCAACAAGCAGGAUGUGGAGGUGAGCCCCAGCUACUCACUGCAGGACUCACCUACCUCAGCCCAGACCAAGGUCUCCCCUGUGCACAGAGGUCUCCAGACUUGCCUGUCUAUCCCUGACAUCAAGACGGCCUUCAGUGACUGCACUGGCAAGAUCGGCCGGCGGGACUGCCUGACCCAGGCCUGUUCUGCCCUUACAGGCAAAGGAGUACGCGAGGGCAUCGAGUGGAUGGUGAAGUGUGUCAUCCGGAAUGUCCACCGGCCACCACGGCAGAGGGACAUCACAUAGGUGCACUGGCUUGCUAUCGGGCAGCUAGUCUGCAUGUGCUGGAGGAGGGGGCUUCCUGUUGGCCCCUGUGCCACCGGCCCCUGGGUUGGGUUUGUUUUGCUUUGUGAUUCUUUGUGUUCCUGUAAGACAUACUUCCUCUUGAGUCUGGAGCAGUAGAGGCAUCCAGGGCUUCUGCGGGUGGGGUGGGGAGUGAGGUGGUGGUGCUGGGGGGCUCUCGGGAGCCCCCAGGCUGCUCUAUCCAGCCCACCUAUUGAGGUGGCCGUGUGUCCGUUGCUCACUGGGCUCUGUCCCUCUGACCCUGGAGGUGGUCUGCCCUUGAGGAGCCAGCUGGGCCAGAGGUUCUAACCGAGCCUCAGAACAGGGCUGAGACUGCUUAUGAAGACAACCACCCCACACUGGCCCGGCAUAGCCUCAUUGUGACCCCCUAGAGAGGGGAUGGUUUUGGGGGGAGGCUGAUACUGGUUUUUCAUGUGCCCUGGGCAGGUUGUCUGUUGUUUGUGGGGCACAGAGCCCUCCCGUGGCCAUGUGCCUGUGGCCAGCUAAGACAGCACCCUGGGUCCCACUAGGCCAAGUCCUCAGAGCAGGUGGUGGGGUCUCCUUGGGGACUGUGGAGAUGCCUAACCAUCCCCCCCUGAGCCCCUUGUGGUGGGGACAAGGAUCCUUAAGAGUCGCCCCACUCAGCACAGCCCUGAUGCAGUAGGGCUCCCUGAGACAGUGUGGGAGUGGGCUGGCAGGGAGUUUGUGUGCAGAACUGUCCGGCUGGUUCCCAUCUAUCCCUUCCUCUGGGCCCCCAAGGGGCAGGUGAGCAUCUCGGCAGCCAUGGCCUGCAGGGCACACCCUUUUCAUAGACUUGGGAAGUGCCCAGGCCCAGAGGCUCCCCCAGGCUUGGGUGGGUGGGGGUGGCACCUCUUGCUGUGACUCAUGGUGGAUGUAGGGGGUCUGCACUAGGCCCCAGUUACUCUGGGUAGGUCUGGAGUGGAAGGAAAAGACCUCACUUCCGGGAAGCACAGGAGGUCCGGGGGAAACCUUUGCCUGGUCCCCUUUUGGGAAAUCCCUGAGUGGGAGGCUCCAGGGGGAAUGGGUGAGCCCCUUGAGCUCAGGCACUGUGCUGGCUGUCCUCUGCACUAUCCCAGCCUCUAGAAAGGCCACAACCAGUAGGAGGGCCCACCAGUACCAACCCCUUGCAAUGGCCCUUGUUGGGGGUGGCGUGGGGCAUGCUUAUGGCCGGAAAACUGGGGGCCUGGGGCGAGACUUCUACCCGAGUGUUCCCCUGGUGUAGCCCUAUGACGGGUACAACCAAUAUUACAAAUGGCUUUAUAAAAAUAAACUUUAAUAAGUUCCCCUUUAAAAAAGUUUUCUGGGGCUCAGCGCCUGUGGCUCAAGUGGGUAAGGCGCCAGCCACAUACACCUGAGCUGGCGGUAUCAAAUCUAGCCCAGGCCCAUCGAACAACGACAGCUGCAACCAAAAAAUAGCCAGGCAGGUGUUAUGGUGGGCGCCUGUAGUCCCAGCUACUUGGGAGGCAGAGGCAAGAGAAUCACUUGAGCCUAAGAGUUGGAGGUUGCUGUGAGCUGUGAUGCCACAGCACUACCCAGGGUGACAGCUUGAGGCUCUGUCUCUAAAAAUAAAGCUUUCUGGGAGUGGGGCCGCGCUCAGUGUGCGGGGAGGAAACGUGCGCAGA
Nycticebus coucang (slow loris) is the source of this 2878-nucleotide messenger RNA. RefSeq names its product ADP ribosylation factor related protein 1 (gene ARFRP1). Gene Ontology annotation, cellular component: Golgi apparatus. Bases 516 to 1199 code for a protein of 227 amino acids. NCBI's taxonomy places the organism in Eukaryota, Metazoa, Chordata, Mammalia, Primates, Lorisidae. The transcript has 8 exons. The record is from RefSeq and is a predicted model, not a curated record. Gene Ontology annotation, molecular function: GTPase activity; GTP binding. Gene Ontology annotation, biological process: protein localization to organelle; Golgi to plasma membrane protein transport; intracellular protein transport.